Cladocopium goreaui is the source of this 822-nucleotide messenger RNA. Lineage: Eukaryota; Dinophyceae; Suessiales; Symbiodiniaceae. The record is from the annotation of a GenBank genome assembly.
AUGGCCGCUGUUUCCAGAGGGACUUGCUGUCGAUGCUGCCCCUGCCAUUGGUGCAGCGCCUUGUGCGAUCGCGUGGUAUUACGAUGGCUGCCUAUGCUUGGUGUGCGGUUGUCUGAACCCGUGCCAAUGGGUGCCAUGAUUCAGGUGAGGAGACUUCGUUUGCCUCUGGCCAUUUGUGUAGUGAGUCUGGUGGCAGCAGGAGCUUUGCAGAUUUGGUGUUUGAUCGAAGGCUGUCUACUGCUGCUGAAUGGUCUUCCUGGAGACUGCGAGGCAGCGCGUCAGUGGCUGGUGGCCUAUUGUGUGAGCCUAGCUAUGGUGCCUUUCGCCAACAUAGUUGCAAUUGCUGCACAAGUGUGGUGGGUCACUGGGGGCAGCGUCAAUGUGGUGUCCAACCACUGCAGAGAAGUUGCGCCGUAUCUGAUUGGUUUCAUCCGAGAUGUGCAGCUCCGUGGCCUCUGGACGUUGCUUCUGCUGGUGAUCUUCUCAUUUUCCUUGGUCAUUGUGAGGAAGUUGCAGAUGUCUUUGCGUGAGGUGUGGGCCUCCGGCGCACCUACGCUGAGAAGCGUAAUCAACGCUGUAAUGCAGGCUCCAGCUGUGGAAGUUCCGGCAGAUACCGAGUGUGCGAUUUGUUUGGAGUCAAACGAAGGAAUCUGGAAGGCCUUGCCUUGCGAUCAUUCCUUCCAUCAGGAUUGCUUACUCCGUUGGCUCCAUUGUGGCCGCCGCUGCCCGCUGUGCCGACUGGAUUUGCACAGAGCAUUUUUGGAGACGGAGACCGCAGGCAGUACCGGAGAAGCACCACAAGUUUCUGCACAAAUGAUCUGA